This is a messenger RNA of Haliotis rubra (blacklip abalone), 2417 nucleotides long. RefSeq names its product proline-rich protein 5-like. The coding region runs from base 793 to 1632 and encodes 279 amino acids. The record is from RefSeq and is a predicted model, not a curated record. Lineage: Eukaryota; Metazoa; Mollusca; Gastropoda; Lepetellida; Haliotidae. Gene Ontology annotation, biological process: TORC2 signaling. The transcript is spliced from 9 exons. Gene Ontology annotation, cellular component: TORC2 complex.
CACGACCGAACCCCGCAUGGAGCUCGUUAAGAUUAGAUCUGAAGGAAAGUCUACGCAACGCGAUGUAUAUAAGGAGGGCUUUCGUUAUAAAUUAAGUCCAGAUUAUAAUAACAAUUAUUGCCCCUGGUUGUGUCACAGGCGUCUGAUACCGGACAUAUUUGUAUCAACUGCACGUAAGCCAAGCGAUCCCAUUAAUUGGCUUGUGAUGAUGACAAGGAUUUAUCUAGGGUAGUUUCAGCUGUUGUUUGUCAAGACUGUUUAUGCCACAGCGCGUAUUCUGAAAGAAGGAAAACAGCUCACAUUGAGCUCCAAUGACGGAGGAACGCGGCGUGGCUUGUUUACGACUAUUGCAGUGCGGUUCGCGCGUUGUGAUUGAAUGGCUUGUGUGAAUAAUAUCCACGCCUAUAAAUGACCAAAAAUCAAUCACUGGAUUAACCUGCGACUUAUUUCACUGGAUGUACAUGAUAUAGACACAAGGAAAUUCUGUGAUCGGGACGGAACACUCGUCUUUCAGCUGUCGUGGACGUGAUUUAACGUUAUCGGUAGUUUAUUUAAAUUGGGUUAUCUCAUUUCACCGCUUUGCGAGGAAAACAGUGACAUAGGAAAAACGGUUACGAGAUAAGAAACUAUUGCGAAUAAUGAUGAAACUCUUCCCAGUGUGGAGGCAAGGUUCUGGAGAUCUGUUAUUCUAACACGCUCUUGGGGUUGUUUACCGAGCCAGUGAUACUGGACAGCGAGUUGUGAAAGUGCGUCGUGGAUCUACGCAUUGACAAGGAAGUAACAUUAUAUAAGAUGCUUCUCAAACGUGUGUCUUGUUUGAAAUGGAUUAUGAUAGGACACAAAAAACGAGUGCAAAUAAUUCAGAACAGCAUCCAGGCAGCCAUUGUUCAACUCUUCCAGAGAAAGAAGCUGAAGGAGAACGAGCUGGGUAUAUUGCAAGAGAAUGUCAGGUACCUCGCGGGCACCGAGGCGGGACCUCUUAUUUUAGAUUAUUACAAGGAUCAGCUGUUGAAGAAAGGGAUGGUCAUAAUGCGGGAAUCGAUCAAGAACGACAGAGGCACUGACCUCAUGAAGAAGUUGGGUGAAACAUGGGAUUACUUCUACACAGAGAUACUGCCUGACCUUCAGGCGGUGCUGUACCCUCUCAAGACAACAGGUGCCUCAAUUCGACAAGUAACCUUAGUGGAAUUUAGGAACAUCGUCAUGCUCAAAGUCAGCAUUGAAGACGCCUUAGACAACCUGACCGGUGAUGUGCCUCCAUCCAUCCGACAGAUGCUGCUGAUUCUGCAGAGCGUUUGCGAGACUUUUCCAGGAGAGAACUAUUAUAAACUGGAGAAACUAGUCGCCAGAGUUGUCGUUCCUUAUCUCGGACUCCGUGGGCUCUAUAUGGGAAACCCCGAACCUGUCAUACGGUCGUCAUCACGGAUUGUUCCGAAGGUCACAGUCUCAGGAAGCACAGAAAGUAUAUCGAAAGAACAUGACAGGAAUGACGAAACAAAACACACAUGGUCGCCAGUGAUGACCAAAAAACACGCUCACAGGUUCGGGAACGGUCUCCAUGGCAACGCCAAGCUUGCACCUGUGUUUGAACAUGUUUAUGACGGUGGCAGAAGACAUAGUAUAAUAUCCUAGCACCAAUCUAUCUCGAUUUUGUGACAUAUAUUCGAUAUGGCAGCUGUGUCGCCGUCUUUCAGCUAACACGCCAAACGUUUUCGGGAUCUACUACCAGUCUUCGAAGAGUUAUCGAACCUGCUUCGCCAACAGGUGGAGCUCAAGUAUUGACAUUCAAUCGGGACCCGCCAGUCAGAAUUAGCUGUCCCCCAAAGCCAUGUCCGAGGACCUUCGGUUGAAUCUGAAGCAACACUUGAGUUAUGUUCCGGAGAAACAGAACGUAUGGGAUUGCAGUUAUUUCGAAAGGCAACCGGAACUUCAGAGAUCCGUGUUCGAGAAUUGACCCGGAUGAAUUCCGAUGCAUUACCUUCGAGAUAAACAUUUCGAGGCAGCUUCGUAGCGGAUCUGUAUCGUGUAAUUCUAGGACCAUUUGUAUCAUGUUGUUGUGGGUGAAGCUGUUCGCUCUGUGUGUGCCUGAGCCCUUCUGAGGAGUGGCAGACGCCCUGUGAAUAAUAUUGGAUUUGCUUGCUUGGGCAUGGAGUUAUUACCUUCGUUGAUGAUGUCUUGCUCAAUGAGAGGACGUGUGUUAGAUCCACUCUUGUCUUUCAUGUACAUAGCAGUGCCUGAGUGUCUGUGUGAUAUCAUUCCGAGUGACAGGAGCAUUACAUUGUUGUCAUCAGCAUGACAUCAACAAAACAACAUUACACGAUUUGCCAAGCAUGCAAGUUACCAAGAAUGUCACAAAUGGACCUCCUGAGUUCUCCUAUGGUUUGUAAAUGCUUCGCCAAAUGCUAAAACGUAUUAUA